Dipodomys spectabilis (banner-tailed kangaroo rat) is the source of this 978-nucleotide messenger RNA. It is a transcript of the gene CUNH10orf120, whose product is annotated as chromosome unknown C10orf120 homolog. The transcript has 3 exons. The record is from RefSeq and is a predicted model, not a curated record. Lineage: Eukaryota; Metazoa; Chordata; Mammalia; Rodentia; Heteromyidae. The coding region runs from base 1 to 978 and encodes 325 amino acids.
AUGGUCCGAGAGUGGGAGAAAGGCUGCCAGGGAAUGGAAACCCUUCGAGCUGCAUACCUGAAGGCCCAAGAAAGGCCCACCGCAGAGGGGAAGUGGAGUAAGAAUAGAAGGCCAGACAGAGUUUUCAGUGUCAUCUCUUUGUCCCCGUAUGGAGAGCUUGCAUCUUGCCAGGAGAAGCUGUGUCCUGUGACACCAAUGAGGAUAUGGACUAAUUUCUCCAGAUCAGAUCCACGUAUUGCCUUUGGGAAAUACUCCCCCUUGGAAAAAGAGAUUCUACGUCUAGGUGGUGUUCACACGGUAGCGGCAAGAAGGUUCUUGGCUGCUAAAGCGAACGAAGAAAGGAAAAUGAUGAAGCAACUACAGUCCAUAUCUCCAGAGUUCAACCAAGUGACAGAAUGUGGAGAACUCUCCUCUCCUUGCAUUAUGUGUAAGCCUACAGAGAAAAUAUGGACGGCGAAAGUGAUGAUACCUGCAGAGGAAUUUAAAAUGCCCGUGCGCGAGAAAGCCAACAUCAGCAAGCACAUAGAAAGGAUGCAGCUGGCACGGGCCCAACAAAACGAGAAAGACACAGUGCACAUUGCCAAGUUCGGAAACUCUCCAGUUCUAUCUGGAGCAGGCCUGGGCCUUCCAGCGAAAGACAAGUCCAGGGAAGAGGGAAAUCACCCCAGCUGUGAUUCCUCUGAUAACACCAAGCAGGACGAGAGCGAGGAGGCCGAAGGCAAACCCAUAAAAAGGCGAGAAAUGAAAGUGGAUGUCACUUUUAAGUCAGAAGAACCCAAAAAGAGACUGAAAUACCAUCGAAAUGAUUGCCAGCCAUUCCUCCAAAAGAAACAGGAGCGGUGCAUCACAGGCCAAACCAACCGAAAUCUCUUCCCCUUGGCCGAAUUCCCUGGAGAUCUGAUGCUCUUGCGUCAAGGUUGUAUAGCUGAGGGAUUCCCCCCCAGACAUGGGACCAAGACUUACCCCCAACCCCAGUAA